GUCUCGUACAUCCUCGGCGGCCGCACCGGCCGCAACCCCGCCUUCCUUGCCGGCUUCGGCCCCCGCGCCCCCGACCGCCCCCAGCACGCCCAGGCCUCCUGCCCGCCCCUCCCCUCCCCCCUCUCCGCCGCCGCCGCCGGCGGCGCCGCCGCCGCCAGCUGCGGCCCCGAGGCGCUCUUUUCCUCGGACCCCAACCCGAGCGUGAUAGCCGGCGCGCUGGUCGCGGGCCCCGGGCCGGAUGAUGAUUCCGAGGUUCUCGCGUCGAGGGCGGGCCCGGCGAACAGGGUGGGGAUCCACUACAAUGCGCCGCUGCUGGGGGCGCUCGCGGGGCUGGUGGGCGCCGGCGCGGCGCCGUCGCGCUGCCAGGGCGGCAGCGGGGUGCUGCAGCAGCUGCUUCCGGACGACUUCACGUGA
Monoraphidium neglectum is the source of this 414-nucleotide messenger RNA. RefSeq lists its product as hypothetical. The record is from RefSeq and is a predicted model, not a curated record. The annotation marks the transcript as partial. Gene Ontology annotation, molecular function: hydrolase activity, hydrolyzing O-glycosyl compounds. The transcript has a single exon. NCBI's taxonomy places the organism in Eukaryota, Viridiplantae, Chlorophyta, Chlorophyceae, Sphaeropleales, Selenastraceae. Gene Ontology annotation, biological process: carbohydrate metabolic process.